AUGCUCAUGAAGAGGAAGACGAGUACGAUUUCUACACACGCCAAUUUGAUUGUCAUCGAACAGGUAUGGUUCGACGACGAGGAAGAAUCCAUCUAUUCCCAACCCCCAAACAUCUACCCCAUCAAUCCCCGAAACACCCAUCAACGAGAUGUACCUCCCCGUGCAAGCACCGACUCUGACGCCCAACGAUCGUCUCUUGAUUCCUUUUCAAGCAGCCCUUCCCACUCCUCGAGUGUGUCUACCCAAAUCCUGUUGAACGCCAAGACUCGAGACCUAGGUUCAGGCCCGUCUACAAAGGAGUAA
Molecule: messenger RNA, 303 nt
Organism: Suillus subalutaceus
Lineage: Eukaryota; Fungi; Basidiomycota; Agaricomycetes; Boletales; Suillaceae
Exons: 2
Coding region: 1-303 (100 amino acids)
Source: RefSeq, a predicted model, not a curated record